Molecule: messenger RNA, 2363 nt
Organism: Tribolium castaneum (red flour beetle)
Lineage: Eukaryota; Metazoa; Arthropoda; Insecta; Coleoptera; Tenebrionidae
Gene: Pdp1
Product: PAR-domain protein 1
Exons: 6
Coding region: 247-1056 (269 amino acids)
Biological process (GO): regulation of transcription by RNA polymerase II
Cellular component (GO): nucleus
Molecular function (GO): DNA-binding transcription factor activity, RNA polymerase II-specific; RNA polymerase II cis-regulatory region sequence-specific DNA binding
Source: RefSeq, a predicted model, not a curated record
CGUAAAAAUGUCAGCAAAUCUCGCAGGAACAUGAAGCUUGGUUAUGUUGUAACAUAUUACAGCAUCGUUUAAUUGCCGGCUAUCAUGUGUAAUUUUCUAUCGGCAUUAUCAGCAUCGUUAUCAACCUUGGACUGUAACCCGGAGCGGCGGUAGCGAGUCGCCAGAGUGCAGUAAUGUCGCGCUGUGGGGCGAACUAUUUUAGUACGAAUUGAUUGCGGUGGUCCGCUGGCCGAACGCCUCUUAUUUAUGCUUGACAGUGACAGUGAGAUGAGCUACAAGGACCGCAGUUCACCCAAUUUACUCGAAAGCGGUCUCAAAUCCCUCCUAGGACACCCCGAACACAACUACCCCCUCAUCAACGGAAAUAGCAAACCAACUCAUCCUCACGGUCACGGCCACUCCACGAUCAAAGAUUUAGCAGGGAGCAUAUUAGGUGAUGACAAAAAAGACGAUGGAGAGCUUUGGAACAAUGUUGAGGCCCAAACAGCAUUCCUCGGACCUAAUUUAUGGGACAAAACAUACGAGACCGAUCUUAAAUACGUGGAUUUGGACGAGUUCUUGUCUGAAAACGGUGUCUCGAUGGAUGGUUUGGGCUCACAUGGCUCACUGGGGCCCUUGGCAAGCUCGCAUCCUGUGCCUAAAAGGGAGCGAUCGCCCAGUCCCAGCGAUUGUAUGAGUCCAGAUACCAUAAACCCCUCAUCACCUGCCGAUUCAAUUUUUUCUGAAGCGUUGUCAAUGGCUUCGAGUUGUCGCGACUUCGACCCACGGACAAGAGCAUUUUCAGAUGAGGAGCUCAAGCCGCAACCCAUCAUCAAAAAGUCCCGCAAACAAUUCGUACCAGACGACCUCAAAGACGACAAGUAUUGGGCUAGACGUAGGAAGAACAAUUUAGCAGCCAAGCGGUCGAGGGACGCCCGCAGGAUGAAGGAAAAUCAAAUCGCACUUAGGGCGGGAUACCUCGAAAAAGAGAAUGUUGGUCUCCGUCAAGAACUCGAACGACUGAAGAAAGAAAACUUGAUGCUACAGAACAAAUUGGCCAAGUACGAGGACGUGUAAUGCUACACUUAAAAUAGAUUUAACACAAUAGCCGUUCAACCAACUCGAAAACUGUUCAGUGAAAGUGUUCCUUCGAAAGGCGAUCCAACAUUUGUAAAUAAACAUGCACAUUAUUGUAGUCAUCAUGUAGUUUUAAGUUCAUUGCUAGUAGGAGAAAAAUUAAGUACAUAAAACGUUCGCUUUGGUCAGGAAGUAUUUAGUGGGGCAGUAAUCAUUAGAGCACUCUUUUGUGAUAUUAAAUGAUAAAUGUAAAUACGAAUUUUGUGUUUAUAACUUCGCAUUCUCUACUUUCAAUCAUCCUAUAUAACUAAUUGAAUCAUUAAUUGUUUAUUGUACUAAGCUAUAUUCUAUAUUAGAAUUGAGCAAGAAUUGUAUUAAUUCUAAUACAAUCAUUUACGUUCAACGCUAAGUAAGUCCUGACCAAGACUCUGCCCCCGCUGGCAGCUGAUGACCUCUGUUAUAUUUGUGGACUUAUUGUUGAUUGUUUUUAUGUUUAUAUAGUCUAUUUUUUGGUUGAAGUUACUUUAGUCGUACUAUUAAGCAAAAUAGUAUAAAAAAGUAGUAUGCUCACAAAACAGGAUAGGAGGACGUAGUGGUGCUUACCUUUGAAUGUGCUACAAUUAUUUUCGGUUGAAUUUUUUGAUAUUGAGGUUGAUAUUAUCAAGGUUGUAACGUGAUAACGAAUUGUACAGGAUGUUACCGUAAUAUUAAGAUAACACAAUUGUAAAAAUGACUGCAGUUGAACGUUUUACUUGUUCUUCAUUACCAUUACAACUGCCUUGAUGGCAUGCCUUAACGAUGAAAUUUUUAACUUUUAUAUGUAUUUGUUGGAAAAAUGCUUCCACUGCAGUGGACUUUUUAUACACACGUACUGAAACGAGGAAAUUAUUUUGAGUAAAGAAAUUUAUACGUAUUUACACAAUGUUACUGUUGAAUGUAAACUACAUUACUCUAUUUAUACGAUGAUUUUUACAAUGCAAGUGUUAAUAUUAUAAACGGCCUCAACAAUACUUUAAAAUGUGAAUUUAUUGAUACGCAGCUUAUCUCCGCAAGAGUACAACGUAUAAUGUAAUUUACUAGAAGAUUAAAAGUGUUCAAAAAUAGAGAUAUUUAAAUAUAACAACUGUAAUUGCUGUUGUGAGCAUUAAAUUAUGUAAAAUUAUGCAACCCUUUCAUUCCAUAAUGUAGUCUCCGAAAGGCUGUUUCAGACAAUCUUUUUUGUCCGAAAGAGGAAAAAAUCAUGUAUAAGACACAGGUUGUCUAAAACAGCCUCCAUCAAUCAAUCAAUUAAACAUAUUGAGUACUUA